This is a messenger RNA of Sphaerodactylus townsendi, 2708 nucleotides long. Its product is annotated as TNF receptor-associated factor 6-like. Gene Ontology annotation, cellular component: plasma membrane signaling receptor complex. Bases 136 to 1782 code for a protein of 548 amino acids. Gene Ontology annotation, biological process: positive regulation of JNK cascade; interleukin-1-mediated signaling pathway; regulation of apoptotic process. The record is from RefSeq and is a predicted model, not a curated record. Gene Ontology annotation, molecular function: ubiquitin protein ligase activity; tumor necrosis factor receptor binding; zinc ion binding. Lineage: Eukaryota; Metazoa; Chordata; Lepidosauria; Squamata; Sphaerodactylidae. The transcript is spliced from 7 exons.
CGGAAACUCCGCUGGACCUGACGCUUCCUUUCCUUUCGUCAUUAGCCUGCCUCGGCCAGGACGUUCCCACGGGCAGCAAAUGAGGAGGUGACGGCGGCGGGGAUCAGAUAAUACCUUGGCACCUUACCAACUACUAUGAGUCUACUACAUAGUAACACCUGCUUUGACACCAGUGAUCAAGACGGUGGCUGCUGUGCAGCCAUGGCCAGUGCCUGCAGCUCUGGAGCCAAAGAGGAGAGUGUCGCUAGCAACUUCAGCAAUGGCACCGGUGGAACGCUUUCAAACUCUUUCAUAGAAGAGGUUCAGGGCUACGAUGUUGAGUUUGAUCCCCCGCUGGAAAGUAAAUACGAAUGUCCUAUUUGCUUAAUGGCUCUGCGAGAAGCAGUACAAACACGAUGUGGACACCGUUUCUGCAAAGCUUGCAUUGUCAAAUCCAUAAGAGAUGCCGGUCAGAAAUGUCCAAUAGAUAAUGAAAUCUUACUAGAAAACCAGCUGUUUCCUGACAACUUUGCCAAACGUGAAAUUCUCUCAUUGAGGGUAAAAUGCCCUAACAAGGGCUGUGAUCAGAAGAUGGAACUAAGGCAACUAGAGGACCAUCAGCUGCAUUGCGGGUUUGCGUCAGAAGAAUGUUCUCAGUGCCAAGGCUGUUUCCAAAAGAAUCAGCUACAACAACACAUAAUGCUAGAAUGUCCAAGACGGCAAGUCACUUGUCCAAACUGUAUCAUGAGCAUGGCAUACGAAGAUAAAGAGGUUCAUGACCAGAAGUGCCCUUUGGCAAAUGUAUGCUGUGAAUACUGCAACACGGAGCUAAUCAGAGAGCAGUUGCUUAAUCACUAUGACAAUGACUGCCCUACUGCUCCAGUACCAUGUACUUACGGUGCUUUUGGAUGUCCAGAAAAAAUGCAGAGGAAUGAGUUGGCACGCCACGUGCAAGAGUUCACUCAGGUUCAUAUGAGAAUGAUGGCCCAGGCUCUCCGAAGCCUCACCGUUUCUGCUCCAUCCCCCAUGUCUUUUGUUGGAGGACUGACUUUUGACCCAUCCCCUUUCUCCCAAGCCUUGCCGGCCCAGUGUGACUGCAGACCAGAAGUCCAGAACUUCAAGGAGACCAUUCAGCAACUGGAAGGUCGCUUGGUCAGACAAGAUCACCAAAUCCGUGAACUGAUUGCUAAGAUGGAGACACAGAACACACAGGUGGGGAACCUCAAGCGCACAAUUCGGAAUCUGGAAGAAAAAAUUACUGAAAUCGAAGCGCAGCAGUGCCAUGGUAUUUUCGUCUGGAAGAUUGACAACUUCAGCAUGUAUCUAAAAGCCCAAGAAGAAGAAAGGCCCGUGGUUAUCCACAGCCCAGGCUUCUACACAGGGAAACCUGGUUAUAAGCUUUGUUUGCGGUUGCACAUUCAGUCGCCAAACGCUCAGCGCUGCGCUAACUAUAUUUCCCUUUUUGUUCACACUAUGCAAGGAGAACAUGACAAUCACCUGCCUUGGCCGUUCCAAGGAACCAUACGGCUUUCUAUUCUGGACCAGUCAGAAGAUUCUCCAAGGCACAACCAUGAAGAAGUGAUGGAUACCAAACCUGAGCUCUUAGCCUUCCAGCGCCCAACAUCCUAUCGCAACCCAAAGGGAUUUGGAUAUGUGACUUUCAUGCACUUGCAGUCACUAAAGCAAAGAACUUACGUGAAAGACAAUCUUCUUUUGGUUCGCUGCGAGGUUGUGACGCGCUUGGACUUAACCAGUCUCCGAAGAGAAGGUUUUCAGCCCCGGAGUACUGAUGGGACUGUGUAGACCAUUGUGCCUUCAAGCAGAACAUCUGUGCCUUCAAGCAGAACGUUUGCUAUUCGGUGGGGAAAGUGCAGGGGAAUGAAAUAAUUUGUGAGUUUCUCAGAGUUCUCAGAGCAGAACCAAAACUACCAUUUGGAGAGGACCGUGGUUUUCAAGGAACGGAAAGUAUUUUCACUUAGAAAAUGAAAGCAUCAAAAUUAGCAUGCACCCUUUUGGUCUCACUAAGUAAGGUAAAUAACUCACGGCAGUGGUACUGAAAGCUGACGUUGGUGAACAAGUAUUCAUUAAAAUAGUACCAUUUCUAGUGUGGUGGGAAGCAUGGUCAAAUGGUACUACUUUGUGUCUUGUGCGUGCUGGUAGUGAGACCGACAGACCUUAAACCACAGGUGUCAGACUUGCGGCCCUCCAGAUGUUAUGAACUACAGUUCCCACCAUCCCCUGCCAGCAUGAUGCCGGCAGAGGAUGAUGGGAACUGUAGUCCAUAACACCUGGAGGGCCGUGAGUUUGACACCUGUGCCUUAAACCAUCAGCUCAGGUGUACACCAGAGUCUUACAGAGUAGCCGAAUUAUUUGAAUACUUAAACUGACAGCUUGUUGGGAUUUUUGAAGGAAAAAAAACCUACAUGUUGAUCUGGACAGAUACUAAAUAGGCUUUCAGAGAUGGAACUGAUUUAUAUUUUUUUAGAAGCCUCAGUAGGAAGCUCUUUGUGCCUGACAGCUCUCUGCAAAUCUGAAAUGAGUUUAAGUUUUUUUUAUUGGCAGGUUUCACUUGACCACUUUGCUGCCUUGGGAGUUAAACACUGAGAAACCAUUCUUACCAGCUGCUAGUCUGAUGGUUUGUCCACCCCUCCCUCCCCUCGCAUGCCACCACUCCCUGCCUCCCACUCCCUCCCCUCUCUCUGCUAGGGUGGGUGGGCCAUGUCCAGAUG